GAGACGAUCGCCGCCCUGGUUCUUGAUGAUUCUUGAUCAGCUGAAUCGCUUGCCGGCGCCGCGUCUGCUCGAUUAGGUCUGAUUCAGCGCCAGUUCUUGCGCGGAUCGCCAUGGAUUCUUCGGCGGGGUCGAUAUUUCUUGUCAAGGGCUCCAGCUUGCGAUCGAUGAGCCGCGGCAGCAGCGUCUUCUCGAUCGAGUCCGGCAGGGAGUACGAUGAGGAGGACGCAUUCAAAUGGGCGUCGCUGGAGAAGCUGCCGACUUACAAUCGCAUGCGCACGGCGCUGCUGCCCAGCCCCGCCGACGACGACGAGGCCGGCAAGUUCAAGCACAAUGAGAUCGAUGUCACUCGGCUCCAGGGGCAGGAAAGGCGCAUUCUUGUGCAGCGGAUUUUCAGGGUCGCGGAGCGCGAUAACGAGCGAAUGCUGCGCAAGCUGCGAGAGCGAAUCGAUUUGGUCGGGAUCCAAUUGCCAAGAAUUGAAGUGAGGUUUGAAAACUUGAGCCUGGAAGCCUCGGUGCACAUAGGACGAAGAGCUCUUCCCACGCUCUACAAUUUCACGAUCGACGCAAUUGAGAGCAUCUUACAAAUUCUCAACCUUUCAUUCUCCAAGAAGAAGCAGCUUCACAUUUUGCGGGAUGUUAGUGGCGUCAUUAAGCCCAGCAGGAUGACACUGCUUCUGGGUCCACCUAGUUCGGGAAAGACGAGUCUGCUGCUGGCGCUUGCCGGAAGGCUUGAUCCAUCCUUGAAGGUUCGUGGUAAGGUGACAUACAAUGGGCAUGACAUGACCGAAUUUGUACCGCACAAGACAUCAGCUUAUAUCAGCCAGCAUGAUUUACAUACUGCCGAGAUGACAGUUAGAGAGACGCUUGAUUUCUCUGGGCGCUGUCAAGGAGUGGGUACCAGAUACGAGAUGCUGUCGGAGCUCUCGAGACGGGAACUUAUGAUGCGCGUAAAGCCCGACGCCGAAUUGGACGCUUUUCUUAAGGCAACUGUAGUUGAAGGACAAGAGACGAAUAUUGUGACAGACUACGUUCUCAAGAUCCUUGCGUUGGACCUUUGUGCGGACGCUAUGGUCGGGGACAAUAUGCGAAGGGGUAUCUCAGGGGGCCAGAAAAAGAGACUCACAACUGGAGAAAUGUUGGUUGGACCUGCUAGAGCUCUUUUCAUGGAUGAGAUAUCCACCGGGCUGGACAGUUCAACAACUUUCCAGAUUGUUAAAUGCUUAAGGCAGACUGUUCAUCUCAUGGAUGCUACCAUGCUUGUCUCCCUUCUUCAACCUGCACCGGAAACGUUUGAGCUCUUUGACGAUGUUAUUCUGCUGUCCGAAGGUAGGAUAGUGUACCAGGGUCCUCGUGAAAGAGUUUUAGACUUCUUUGCUAUGAUGGGAUUCAAGUGUCCACAACGAAAGGGUGUUGCGGAUUUUCUCCAGGAGGUAACAUCAUUGAAAGAUCAACAACAAUACUGGGCAGACAGGACUCAACCAUAUCAAUACGUUUCUGUCGAUGAAUUCGCGGAGGCAUUUUCGAAGUUCAGCGUUGGCCAUCAGCUUUCCCAAGACCUUGCAGUUCCAUUCGACAAGUCUAGCAGUCAUCCGGGUGCACUAGUCACCUAUAAUCACGCGCUGAGCAACUGGGAGUUGCUAAGAGCCUGCCUGUCACGAGAAGCAUUGCUGAUGAAGCGCAAUAGUUUCGUGUACAUUUUCAAGACGGUCCAGUUUGCAAUAACAGCAUGCAUAGCAAUGACUGUGUUUUUGCGCACCAAAAUGCAUCAUAGCACCGUCGGUGAUGCAAAUAUUUACAUGGGAGCUCUAUUCUUUGGAGUGCUCGCUGUAAUGUUCAACGGGUUGGCGGAGCUUGUGAUGACAGUUGAACGACUUCCCGUGUUCUACAAGCAACGGGACUUAAUGUUCUAUCCUGCUUGGGCGUAUUCCCUUCCUUACAUAGUACUGAGGAUACCAUUGUCAGUCAUUGAACCCGCCAUAUGGGUGCUUCUAAGUUACUGGGUUAUCGGUUUCGCUCCUGAAGCUACAAGGGUAUUGCAACACUUCAUUGUGCUUGUCUUCGCUCACCUAAUGUCAGGAGGACUCUUUCGAUCUCUAGCCGCCCUUGGACGGACCCGAGUUGUGGCAAACACAUUUGGCUCAUUUGCCUUGCUGAUUAUUUUUGUGAUGGGAGGCUUUGUCCUAUCUAGAGACAAUAUCCCUUCAUGGUGGACGUGGGCUUAUUGGACUUCACCUAUGAUGUACGCCCAAAAUGCUAUCUCUGUGAACGAGUUUGAAGCAGAAAGAUGGCAAAAGCCCGUUCUGAACUCUACUGGUAGUAUUGGAACAGAAAUUUUGCAUGCCCGUGGACUCUUUUCCAGUUCUAGCUGGCUAUGGAUCGGGAUAGGGGCACUAUUUGGAUUCUCGAUCUUGCUAAACGCGAUCUUUGUUCUUGCCAUGACUUAUCUGAGAGCUCCCGGAAAACCUCAAGCAGCUGUUUUGGAAGAAGAAACGACGAAUGCGACCAUUUCUCGUCGGUACUCUGGAAAAAGCUCUAACCGCUACUCUCAUAGUCGUGGCAUUGAGAUGUCAAUUCGGGAUGCUGAGGAUAUUGAGUCGGGUGGAAUCUCAAAGCGGGGAAUGGUGCUACCGUUUCAGCCUCUUGCUCUAUCCUUCCAUCAUGUGAACUAUUACGUCGAUUUGCCAUCGGCAAUGAAGCAGCCAGACGCAGACACGCAAAGGUUACAGCUACUGCGUGAUGUUAGUGGUUCAUUCAGGCCGGGAGUUCUUACGGCACUGGUGGGAGUCAGCGGUGCUGGCAAAACUACAUUGAUGGAUGUCCUGGCUGGAAGGAAAACUGGUGGAUACAUUGAAGGUGAUAUCAGAAUAUCUGGAUACACGAAGAAGCAAGAAACGUUUGCAAGAGUAGCUGGAUACUGCGAACAGACAGACAUUCAUUCUCCCAACGUGACCGUGUACGAGUCACUGGUUUUCUCUGCUUGGCUUCGUCUGCCUCGAGUGGUUGACAGAAAAACCAGAGAGAUGUUCUUAGAAGAGGUCAUGGAACUAGUGGAACUUACUCCUCUGAAAGAUGCACUGGUGGGCUUUCCUGGCGUGGAUGGUCUUUCCACCGAGCAAAGAAAAAGGCUGACAAUAGCAGUGGAGCUGGUUGCGAACCCUUCAAUUAUUUUUAUGGACGAGCCUACCACAGGGCUGGAUGCACGGGCAGCGGCAAUAGUCAUGCGCACUGUGAGAAAUACUGUCAACACUGGCAGAACAGUCGUCUGCACAAUCCAUCAACCAAGCAUUGACAUAUUCGAAGCUUUUGACGAGCUUUUGUUGAUGAAAUAUGGUGGAAGAAUAAUCUACGCAGGUCCCCUCGGUCAGAAUUCUCAAAAAUUGACAGACUAUUUCCAAGCACUUGAGGGUGUCCCAAGGAUAAAAGAAGGUUAUAAUCCAGCAACAUGGAUGCUUGAAGUAACGUCCGCGACAGUGGAGAGCCAGAUAGGCGUGGAUUUUGCCGAACACUACAGGAAUUCUUCUCUUUAUCAGAGGAACGAGGCGAUGAUAAAGGAGCUCUCAGCCCCGGCUCCAGGCAGCAGUGACCUCGAAUUCUCGAGCACUUUCGCCAGAUCGUUCACGGAGCAGUGUGUGGCGUGCCUGUGGAAGCAGCAGUGGUCGUACUGGCGCAAUCCAACGUACUGCGCCGUGAGAUUGUUCUACACAUUGGCAUGCGCGCUGCUCUUUGGUAGCAUGUUCUGGCGACUGGGAUCCAACAGGAAUAACCAGCAGGACAUUCUCAAUCUCUUGGGAUUCUUCUACGCUGGUGUCCUUGGCAUUGGUCUCAACAACGCAUCCACGGUACAAUCGGUUGUAGAGAUUGAGCGCGUUGUGUACUAUCGCGAGAAAGCCGCUGGCCUCUACUCGGCAUUCUCAUACGUGAUUGCUCAGGUGAUUAUUGAGCUUCCUCACGUAUUCCUCCAAGCCGUGCUACACGUCGCCAUUACUUACCCCGCGGUGAAUCUCGAGUGGACGGCCGCCAAGUUUAUGUGGAACCUCUUCUUCGUCUACUUCUCCUUCCUCAUCUUCACCUUCUAUGGAAUGAUGGCCGUUGCUAUCACGCCCAACGAGCAGAUCGCCGCCGUCAUCUCCAGCGCCUUUUACCUCGUCUGGAACCUCUUCUCGGGCAUGGUCAUUCCGUACAAGAAAAUCCCAGUGUGGUGGAGAUGGUACUACUGGGCGAAUCCCAUUGCCUGGUCUCUGUACGGUCUCCUCACAUCGCAGCUGGGCGACGUGGAGACGCUCAUUGCGGUGCCUGGUGUUGGCAUGCAGUCCGUGAAGAGCUUCCUGGAGGACUACUUUGGCUUCCACCACGAUUUUCUCGGCGUUGUGGCGGCGGCUCACGUUGGAAUUGUUAUCCUGUGCAUCUCGGUGUUUGCCCUCGGGAUCAAGCACUUGAAUUUCCAAAACAGAUGACACUUCCCCCGGUGUCGACAUUGUAUAGAUCGAAAGAAAAGAAAUCGACACUAACCUUUUGCGCUUA
Messenger RNA from Selaginella moellendorffii, 4521 nucleotides. RefSeq names its product ABC transporter G family member 39. Gene Ontology annotation, molecular function: ABC-type transporter activity; ATP binding; ATP hydrolysis activity. The coding region runs from base 111 to 4454 and encodes 1447 amino acids. The record is from RefSeq and is a predicted model, not a curated record. The transcript is spliced from 24 exons. Gene Ontology annotation, cellular component: membrane. Lineage: Eukaryota; Viridiplantae; Streptophyta; Lycopodiopsida; Selaginellales; Selaginellaceae.